Marmota monax (woodchuck) is the source of this 3276-nucleotide messenger RNA. It is a transcript of the gene Ntn3, whose product is annotated as netrin 3. The transcript is spliced from 5 exons. Lineage: Eukaryota; Metazoa; Chordata; Mammalia; Rodentia; Sciuridae. Gene Ontology annotation, molecular function: protein binding. The record is from RefSeq and is a predicted model, not a curated record. Bases 322 to 2370 code for a protein of 682 amino acids.
CUGCCCGACCCUCGGUGGGUGAGUGCGAGCAUCGAGCGGCGGACGGCGGGUGGGGCCUCCGCUGGCAGAGGCACCGGCAGCGGCGGCGACGCCUGUCAUCGCUCCAGGCCCAGCGGGAGGACACGCCAACAUCCCCGCUGCUGCGCUCGGCCCAGGGCGUGCUGCCGGCUGCUACCACCUCUGGGCCGGGGCUGGGGCCGCCCAGGGGCUCUGCUUGCUCCAUACUGUGAGCCCGGAGGGCAGUCUAGUAGCGGGCUCUCUCUCCCCGAGGGCCGAGUCGUGGGUCUCCGACUGGCUGGUUGACCCACUGCGGCUCCGGCCAUGCCCAACUGGCCUUGGGGGCUGUUGCUGACCGCGGGCACGCUCUGGGCCGCGCUGAACCCCGGGCCACCGGCGUUCGUCGACCCCUGCCAUGAUGAGGGGGGCGCGCCCCGUGGCUGCGUGCCUGGCCUGGUGAAUGCAGCCCUGGGCCGUGAGGUGCUUGCUUCCAGCACAUGUGGGCGGCCUGCCACUCGGGCCUGUGACGCCUCGGACCCGCGGCGGGCACAUCCCUCUGCCCUUCUGACCUCUGCAGGGGGCACAGCAAGCCCACUGUGCUGGCGCUCUGACUUACUGCAUCGGGUACCCCUCAACGUGACCCUCACAGUCCCCUUGGGCAAGGCUUUUGAACUGGUCUUCGUGAGCCUGCGCUUCUGCUCAGCCCCGCCUGCCUCAGUGGCUCUGCUAAAAUCCCAGGACCAUGGCCGAAGCUGGGCUCCGCUUGGCUACUUCUCCUCCCGCUGUGGCCUGGACUAUGGCAGACCACCUGCCCCUGCUGAUGGUCCUGCUGGCCCAGGGCCUGAGGCCCUCUGCUUCCCAGCACCUCAGGCCCAACCUGAUGGUGGUGGCCUUCUGGCCUUCAGUGUGCAGGACGGCAGCCCACCAGGACUGGAUCUGGACAGCAGCCCAGUGCUCCAAGACUGGGUGACCGCCACAGAUAUCCGCAUAUUACUCACAAGGCCUGCAAAUGUGGGAGACACUAGGGACUCAGAGGCCAUGGUCCCUUACUCCUACUCAGCCACCGAGCUCCAAGUGGGUGGACGUUGCAAGUGCAAUGGGCAUGCCUCACGGUGCCUGCUGGACACCCAAGGCCACCUGAUCUGCGACUGCCGGCAUGGCACUGAGGGCCCUGACUGUGGCCGCUGCAAGCCCUUCUACUGCGACAGGCCAUGGCAAAGGGCUACGGCCCGGGAAGCACAUGCCUGCCUUGCUUGCUCCUGUAAUGGCCAUGCCCGCCGCUGCCGAUUCAACAUGGAGUUGUACCGACUAUCCGGGCGCCGCAGUGGGGGCGUCUGCCUCAACUGCAGGCACAAUACUGCGGGUCGCCACUGCCAUUACUGCCGAGAGGGCUUCUACCGUGACCCAGGCCGUGCCCUGAGUGACCGUCGUGCUUGCAGAGCUUGUGAUUGUCACCCUGUUGGUGCGGCUGGCAAAACCUGUAACCAGACCACAGGCCAAUGUCCCUGCAAGGAUGGUGUCACAGGCCUCACCUGCAACCGCUGCGCCCCAGGCUUCCAGCAGAGCCGCUCUCCUGUGGCACCCUGCGUUAAGACUCCUAUCCCAGGACCCACUGAGGAGAGCAGCCCUGUGGAGUCACAGGACUGUGAGUCACACUGCAGCCCUGCCCGCGGCAGCUACCGCAUCAGCUUGAAGAAGUUCUGCCGGAAGGACUACGGUAGGAUGCCUGAGCCCUCAGUCCCCACCUCGCCUUCAACCCCACCUCUCCCCUUCGUCCCUCGAGGGCCCCCCAGUACCGCUGGCCCCACCUUUCCAGCCCUUAGUGUCCUCAAAGUGAUAUGCUUCCCUCUUGCGGGUGACCUCUUUGUGUCCUCACCACUUCGGGUGGGCGCCCUGUGCUUCGCGCGCCCGCCCGCUGCCGGCGCCGCCCAGCCUAAGCCCGCCUUCUCUCCCUCCUCGCAGCCGUGCAGGUGGCGGUGGGCGCGCGCGGCGAGGCGCGAGGCGCAUGGACACGCUUUCCGGUGGCUGUACUCGCCGUGUUCCGGAGCGGCGAGGAGCGCGCUCGGCGCGGGAGCAGUGCGUUGUGGGUGCCCGCCCGCGACGCGGCCUGCGGCUGCCCGCGCCUACUACCCGGCCGCCGCUACCUGCUGCUGGGGAGCGGGUCGGGGGCCGCGGCGGGGAGCCGGGGACCCGGACUCAGCGCCGCCCGCGGAAGUCUCGUGCUGCCCUGGAGGGACGCGUGGACGCGGCGCCUGCGGAGGCUACAGCGGCGCGAGCGGCGGGGACGCUGCGGGGCAGCCUGAGCCCGCGGGCGGGGCGGGGCGGGGACUGGGCGCUACUGGGACAUCACGGCGCACGUUUUCAGUGCCUUAGCCUUCGGACGAGUCUUUGCUGGCGUCGCCUACUGGGUCUGGUCCCCGUUCUUCGCCUCCCCCGAAGCAUCACGCUUGUGCGGCAGAGGGAUGCGGAAGCCGCAAUGACACCCCGCCCUCCCCCAGAGACUUGGAUGCUCCUUGGUGCGCCCACCCUCACUCUGCCCUCUCCGAGGGGCAGAGCGAUGUCCGAUAUCCCCAUAAGGCUGCAAACCCCCUCACGUAGCUUAAGAACCCUCAGGGUCUGACAUCAUCCCGUGGGCCACUGCGAUUCAACCCCUUGAUCCCAAGAUCCGCCAGAGAGCGCUGCGACCUCCCCAAAGGCACGGUGGCCACCCUAGACGUCCUGGACCGCUAUGGGGUUGGUGACCCAAUUCCGCUGCCUGCACAGCAAGUCCCCCGCCUUCUGCUAGGACCCGCAGAGGACGCUGAGCUCCGCCCGCGCCGGAAGGCUGCCUCUGUUCACCUCCGCGGGUCUGUGUCCUCGAGUGGGUCCUGGCGGGCCGUGGGUCCGUAUCUCUUUCCCCAGCCGCGUCUCUCCUUUGUCCUGCCUCUUUCUUGGAUUGCUGUGACCCCAAGUCUGUCCCGCUGUCCUCUCUGCCGCGUCUCUGAGCCUUGACCUCAGGACUCCUCGGCUCGGGUCCCGCCCCCCCAACUCCCCUGCGUCCUUAACUCUCUCAGGGAUCUGCUGUCGCAGAGCGCAGCCCCAACCACACGUGACCGGGCCGGGCUGCAGCAGCACAGGCGGGCAGCGGCACGAGCUCAGGGUGCCUGCCCCACGGCUGUCGACGCGGCACGGCAGCCCCAGCCACCUAGGGCUCGCCGGGGCCUCCGCGCUGUGGGAACCGCUGCCUGACCCGCGCAUGCGGCGGCUGUCGGGCGCCUGCGCGCAUGCCCAGAGCCGGCG